UAUGUAUAAUUUCUUCACCUGUAUACUCGUGCGUGUAUAUAUCACCUGACAAUAUCUUGCUUGAUUUCAGAAAAUAAGAUAACGUCAAUAUAUAUUUUUAUCGGUGAUUUAAUGUAUAUCAACUUCCUCUCUUAAGGAUGAGAACGACAUUUGACAAAAUGAUGUAUAUUUUCAUAGCAAUUUAUUUGUCUGUCUGGAUUGUAAAUGGCUGUAGAGUGGGAUUCUAUGGAGACCACUGUAACAUUCUGUGCCCAAGUCAUUGUGCAGGGAAUGUGUGUGACAACGUGACGGGCACCUGUUUUAAUUGUACAGAUGGAUGGACCGGAAGUGUGUGUAUCUCACCUUGUCCAAUAAAUACAUAUGGUAGAGACUGUAGAAUGGUAUGUAGAGGACACUGCAAGCAUGGAUGCAACCACGUGACAGGAACAUGUGAUAACGGAUGCGAUGAUGGAUGGCAGGGAAAGGACUGUACAAAAGAGUGCGCUCCAGGUACAUACGGGGGUGAGUGCAAUACCACGUGUGGACACUGUAGAGCUGGUGGAAGAUGCUUUCAUAUUGACGGGAGAUGUCCUAAUGGAUGUGAUCCUGGUUUUGAAGGGAAACGAUGCGAUGAUGUUUGUGCAGUCGGUCACUACGGUGAUGGAUGUUCUCGGCAAUGCAAUGCUACAACUUCUUGCGAUCACGUGACAGGCAUAUGUUGCGGUAUUCCGAAUACAUGCUCAACUCAACAUUGUAAAUUCGGUGGCGGUUUAGUAGCUGGGCUGUCAGUCUCCUUUGUUGUGUCUGUGAUUGUUAACGCUGCACUUUCGUAUAAAAUAUUCAUGGUUUAUUGCCGGGAAUAGUGAAGACAAAACAUCAUUUUUUUCAUGCACCACGUCGACUGUUUAUAUUAUGAUUUACAAUCUUUCAGAGUCUGUCAAUUUAGAUUAAAUGAUAAUGUUUUUUUAAAUACA
Messenger RNA from Ostrea edulis (European flat oyster), 953 nucleotides. Its product is annotated as multiple epidermal growth factor-like domains protein 11. Bases 138 to 842 code for a protein of 234 amino acids. Gene Ontology annotation, molecular function: scavenger receptor activity. The transcript has 6 exons. The record is from RefSeq and is a predicted model, not a curated record. Lineage: Eukaryota; Metazoa; Mollusca; Bivalvia; Ostreida; Ostreidae.